UCGUCGAAGUGAGCAGUAUCUUUCAUACUAGUCUAGCUAGCUAUGUUAGCUUGUCCGGCAUUCUUGUCCUGAUUCGAUUCGAUUCCGUUGAACUGAAGCCAUGGGUGGCAUACGGGAGGUACCGCACGUGGCUAUUGGCGGCAUCUUGCCCUGUGAAGUUGUGAACUUGCUGGCUGAUUUUGAUCCCUCUCACCAAUAUUGGCAUUAUGACCUUACUGGCUCUUAAGUCUUCCGACGGAUUACUGCGAGAGUGACCAAGAUUGCAGACAGAGACUGUCGAGCGAUCUGCUCUGGGCAAGACAGUCCUUCGCUCAGAGCAGAUCGAGACUCACAGUGUAUCAUCGAGAUCGAUUACUUGUAACAGAAUCAUACAAUAAUACGAAUAGGCUACACUGAGAAUGGUAUUGCGAAAGAAACCAAAGGGAUCGGCCCGUGUGCCAAAAUGGUGGAUGCAGGUGACCCCGCACAUUGUUCGAGACGAUCAUGGCAUCUAUCCUAAGCUCAGGUCGACUGGUGCAGGAGAUCGUAUCCGUAAGGGCAACUACCAAAAGAAAAAGGAUGAACCCGAGAUUCCAAAAGGCUCAAUCAGAAGAUUGGCAGACGACGCCAGUGUACCUGAUGUGCUCGGUCCCAGUGGACACAGCGCACACAGCAACCGAAGCGUGGACAGCUCCAAGGCCACUCCGGAACAAGGUUCUGAUCAAGCAACUACCGCAGGCUCUUCCUCUGCAUCUGUCGGCGCUCCCGCCCCAGCCGUCCUUGGGGCUCCUGUUCUUGGGGCGCCAGCACCAGCACCAGCUCCCGUACCAGAAUCUGCCCCGGCCCCGGCUCCACCUGCCCUCGGGGCUCCUGUCUUGGGUGCUCCUGUUCUCGGAGGCCCGGCACCAGCUCCUGCCACAACUCCAGCUGCCCUCGGGGCUCCCGUUUUGGGUGCACCGGCUCCCGCUGCAGCUGCCCCAGCUCCUGCCGACCUUGGAGCUCCUGCCGUCCUUGGAGCUCCAGUUUUGGGAGGCCCGGCCCCAGCUUCUUCGGCAUCUGUUGGCGCGCCCGUCUCAGCACCUGCUCCUGCCAAUGUCGCUUCUUCAGCAUCGGUCGGUGCUCCCGUCCUUGGGGCGCCUGUCCUUGGGGCACCCGUCCUAGGUGCUCCCGCCCCAGCCCCGGCUACACAGGCGGAAAUGCUGAAUUCACCAAGUAUGGGUACGAGUGGCGAGAUGACUGUAGAAGAAGAGAUCGUGGAAGAAGUAUAUGAUGAGGAAGUGGUCGAGGAAGAAUAUCUUGAAGACGAAUAUGGAUCAUAUGUCGAAGAGGAAAUUGUCUCUGUUAUGGAGUGAUGCUGCGGCUCACCCAUGAAGUUUCGUUGCGUCACUUAGUUAGUAUGACUUACCACGCCUCUCAUCUUUUAUCGCUGGGUCGUUUGGUCUGCCCCUGAACUGAACCUAUCAUCUAUGUAAAUGUAUUACUAUGUUGCCAAAUCUUAGUAUCCGCCCAAGAGACCAGAAGGAGGAAAUAUCCACUAUCCCAUCAUUUUCUGGACGAUGGUUACAACACUUCGAAUGCUAUCUAGU
This is a messenger RNA of Seminavis robusta, 1565 nucleotides long. The record is from the annotation of a GenBank genome assembly. Lineage: Eukaryota; Bacillariophyta; Bacillariophyceae; Naviculales; Naviculaceae.